This is a messenger RNA of Nematostella vectensis (starlet sea anemone), 2303 nucleotides long. Its product is annotated as lactadherin. The record is from RefSeq and is a predicted model, not a curated record. The transcript has 7 exons. Lineage: Eukaryota; Metazoa; Cnidaria; Anthozoa; Actiniaria; Edwardsiidae. The coding region runs from base 82 to 1479 and encodes 465 amino acids.
CUCUAAGAUAAAUUAACACAAGCUUGCCAAACUUCAGACUACCAGUAAUUCGCAAGUAAACUAGUAAAGAAGACUAACAUCAUGGGUAUACAAUUGCCAAAAAUAAUCCAGUUGCAAACACUGGCUAUGCUUUCCGUCCUGCUUCUAUCGCCGUCAGGGACGUCUGCCGACACCAUUUUCCGCGAUAAUGAAAUGUUCACUGAGGCCUUAUUCAAGACAUUGGUCGCUACUAAGCUCGAUGUUCCCCCCAAACGCAAGAUAUCAAAUUCUGAUGCAAUCGAUUGUGUGCUUGAAUGUCUAAGAGAUAAGGCCUGUCAGUCGGUCAAUCGUCGACAUGGCGACUCAUUGUGCGAGCUGAUUGGUACAAACAAGUUUCAGGACCAUUCUGCGCUCAAGACAUCCACCGACUACGAUCACUUUUAUGUGACGUCAGAGUGUGAUCGCCACCCGUGCCGCGAUGGCGACUUCUGCCGGCCCCAUUACGGUGAGGGAUCAUACCGGUGUGACUGCAGAGAAAACUACACAGGACCUGUGUGUGAGCAUUGUACAGGACCAGCCCUUGGCAUGGAGGACGGAAGAAUCAAAGAUUCGCAGCUGUCACAAUCUUCAUUUCAACAAGAUCCGAAGUACGCUCGACUUAACAGGGUCGAGGUACCUCAAGGUGCUCAGCUAAUGCAGUCGGACACGGAUGGUGGGUGGUUCUUGGUGGACUUUCUAGUUACAAAGGUCAUCAGUGCGUUUGCAAUGCAGGGAUAUGGAAACGUUGGUGGCAAUUCGCGCGUAACGUCCUUCAUGAUUUCCACGUCCCAUGACAAUGAUACCUGGACAUUUGUGAAGGCCAUGGAUAAGUCAGUAAAUAUUUUUCCUGGGAACACGGACAACGUUGGAAUCGUGAAGACGACCUUUUCACCUCCUGUAGUAGGACGCUACUUCCGUAUCACCACUAAGACUUGCGUAUCAUACUGUUCGUUCCGUCUGGAAUUCUACGGCUGUGACAUCUGCAAGUUAGGACAUGCCCUUGGUAUGGAGAACAGAAGGGUCAAAGCGGCGCAAUUAUCGCAGUCUACAUACUAUGACAACAAUCCGGUGUAUGGUGGCGACAAUGCGCGCCUCAACAAAGUGGUCUGGCCUCAGGGAGCGCAGCUUCACAUCGAUAACGAUGACGGUGGAUGGUUCAAAGUGGAUUUCCUGAGGGACAAGGUCAUCAUUGCCUUUGCGAUGCAGGGAUACGGUAACGCCCAUGCAGUUGAACGCACGAAAAGGUUCUGGGUUUCCACUUCUCAUGACGAUGAAGUCUGGACAUUUGUUAAGAACACUACUAGUGGAAGUCCCAAGCUCUUCCCUGGGAAUGUCCACAGCAUCGCUACGGUCAACACAACCUUUACCCCUCCAGUGAUCGGACGUUUUUUCAAAGUAACGACCAAGGAAUGUUACCAGUGCUGCUCCUUCCGACUGGAGUUCUAUGGCUGCGAUGUGUGAAUAUUGUUGAACAUGUGUCACACUAGAAGUUUAUAUAGCAAUGUGAGUGAAUAUCGAAUUUACUCGAAUUAGCACCUCACUAACAUGUAUCAUACUAGAAGCUUGUAUGUAGUGGUAGUACAAUUAUUCUAAUACAGUUGAUAAGCUACGAUAUACUACUUAAAAUGGAAUUGAAUCGGGUAAGCUAUCUAAGGAGGCUCCAAAUAAUUUACUUUUGAGUAUGAGCGUGCACAGCUUUCGUAAAAUGUUAGAAGCCUGGUGCGUAUACGCAUGCCUAUGUGUCAGUUUUUGAAAUUAUGUGGCACGGAACCAAAUUUUCACUGCGUUAAAAAUCAACGGCGAAUUUUACUAAAAUGCUAUUUUCUCAAGAGAAAGUUUAAAAAAAAAAUCGAAUACUCCCAUCUCAGGGCCGUAGCAGGGGGUGGGGGCACUGGGGGCCCCCAUAUUUAUAAAAAUUAGGAAAUGACCAAGUAGGGGCGUGGCUGUGCCCCCCAACUAUUUUCUUAAUGUUUCUGUAGUGCCCCUCCAAUAUUUCGAGGCCUGCUAUGGCACUGCAUCUAGUACUACUCUCUACAGUCGAACUCUGUAAGGUUAUGUUCCUAGAAAUGCGCAUAUCAUAUCAGAUUAUCAUUUGACACUCUCCGGAAAGAAUGUCAAGAGCUAGAGAGUAAGCUAGAGGGAUAGUUGUCUUUUCUUAGUAAAAAGACAAUCAGAGCCUAGUGCCUGGCUGCUCCUGCUCACUUUCUUGUUUGAUCACUUAUGCUUUGAAAGAAAACAAUUGUAUAAGGAUGAAUGUGAGCAAAUAAAGAAUCUAGGAGAGAACA